AUGAUGGAAAGAAUAAGAAAAGAGAUGAUCCUGAUGGAAAGAGGGCUGCACAGCCCGACGGCUGGCAAAAGGCUGGCGAAUUUGUCAGACUCAGCUGGAAACGCGGUGCUGGAGGCCCUGGAAAACUCGCCACACAGCGGCCGCCUCAGCCCCAGACUAACUUCCGCUUCUCUGCACAGCGCGAUCGGAGACAUCCCCGCCAAAGGCAAAUUCGAAAUAGACACUUUAUUCAACCUUCAGCACCAGAACAGUGAAAGUGGCAUCGCCUCGGACCUGCCUACCUCCGAAAGCAGGAAGAAGAUUAGCCAUUACUCAGAAGUUGCUCAAGAGGCAGAUAUGAACAGUGAUGUGGAGGUGGGAUGCUCUGCGCUCCGCUCUCCUGCCAGCCUGACUUCCUCCCAGCUGAAGGAAAACAAUAACAAAGGAUAUUCGGAAAGCAGUUCAACCCCCAGCACCACCACCUCGUCCUCAGGAUCCAGUUUGAGCAGCCUACAUAGUGGGAAUGCCUUGGGGAGCUCUAGCUCCGGAGCCGACCAGGUGAGGAGGUACCGCACCGCCUUCACCCGGGAGCAGAUCGCCAGGCUGGAGAAGGAGUUCUACCGCGAGAACUAUGUCUCUCGGCCCAGAAGGUGCGAGCUGGCCGCGGCGCUCAACCUCCCGGAGACCACCAUCAAGGUGUGGUUCCAGAACCGACGGAUGAAGGACAAGCGGCAGAGGCUGGCCAUGUCGUGGCCCCACCCAGCGGACCCCAGCUUCUACACCUACAUGAUGACCCACGCCGCCGCCACGGGGAGCCUGCCCUACCCCUUCCACUCCCACGUGCCUCUGCACUACUACCCACACGUCGGGGUGACGGCGGCAGCGGCUGCCGCUGCGGCGUCCGGAGCAGCGGCCUCGCCUUUCGCCACCUCCAUCCGCCCGCUGGACACCUUCCGCGCCCUCUCGCACCCGUACUCCCGCCCCGAGCUGCUGUGCAGCUUCAGGCACCCGGGCCUCUACCAGUCGCCUGCGGCUGCAGCUGCCGCGGGGCUCAACAGCAGCGCCGCGGCUUCUGCGGCAGCCGCUGCGGCCGCGGCCGCGGCAGCCGCGGCUUCCUCAGCUCCGCCCACCGGCUCCGCCCCCUGCUCCUGCCUCAGCUGUCACAGCAGCCAAUCGGCGGCGGCGGCCGCAGCAGCUCUGGGCUCUCGCGCCUCUGGCUCGGAUUUCACCUGCACCGCAGCGGGAGCGGCAGCCGCCACGCAGCGCUCGGAAAGCGGCUUCCUGCCUUACUCGGCCGCCGUGCUCAGCAAGACCGCGGUCUCCUCCCCAGACCAGCGGGAGGAGGCGCCCUUGACCAGAUAA
Hemicordylus capensis (graceful crag lizard) is the source of this 1341-nucleotide messenger RNA. It is a transcript of the gene EVX2, whose product is annotated as even-skipped homeobox 2. The record is from RefSeq and is a predicted model, not a curated record. Bases 1 to 1341 code for a protein of 446 amino acids. The transcript has 3 exons. Gene Ontology annotation, molecular function: RNA polymerase II cis-regulatory region sequence-specific DNA binding; DNA-binding transcription factor activity, RNA polymerase II-specific. Gene Ontology annotation, biological process: regulation of transcription by RNA polymerase II. Gene Ontology annotation, cellular component: nucleus. NCBI's taxonomy places the organism in Eukaryota, Metazoa, Chordata, Lepidosauria, Squamata, Cordylidae.